This is a messenger RNA of Penicillium atrosanguineum, 1632 nucleotides long. RefSeq lists its product as uncharacterized. Gene Ontology annotation, biological process: transmembrane transport. The coding region runs from base 1 to 1632 and encodes 543 amino acids. The transcript has 2 exons. Gene Ontology annotation, molecular function: transmembrane transporter activity. Lineage: Eukaryota; Fungi; Ascomycota; Eurotiomycetes; Eurotiales; Aspergillaceae. The record is from RefSeq and is a predicted model, not a curated record.
AUGGCUUCUGUACAUCAGAAGCUUCGCGACUUUGUCAAAUACUUCUCCACAAAUUCCAGCUCCACUGAUCAAGUGGUCGAUACAUCCCUCAACCCUACCCCAACGGACUCUCCCAAUGACCCACUCAAUUGGUCACUGGGCAGAAAAUACUGGCAUUCAUUUCUUGUACUUUUUAUUGUCGGACUGACCGCCGCAACCUCCAAUGAUAUAUCACCGGCCCAGUAUGGCAUGAAUGAUGAGUUGGGCAUAUCAUGGGGCUCAAUGAACACGUCUUCUGGAAUUCUAUUUCUUGCCAUUGGCUAUGGAACGCUCCUUUUCUCGCCGAUUCCCGCCCUCUAUGGCCGGAGGGUAAUCUACAUUGUUUGUCUCCUCCUCUCAAUAAUUGGGUCCGUCUGGCUGGCCUGUACGCAGAAUACCCAAAGUGCUCUGUGGAACCAGUUAUUUGUUGGGGCAUCCGAAUCUUGUGCCGAAGCAACCGCCCAGCUUUCUCUUUCCGACUUGUUUUUCCAACAUCAGCGAGGAUCUGUCCUCGGUUUAUACAUCUUGGCCACCAGUGUGGGAACCUACUUGGGUCCCUUAAUAGCUGGUAUUAUUGCUGAUAAACUUGGCUGGAGAUGGAUUGGGUGGCUUGGAACAAUCCUUUCAGUUGCCACGCUGAUCGUUUUCUUUCUUGGAUUUGAGGAGACAUCAUUCGAUCGGACACCACAGAUUACGAUCUCUUCUCGAGCAGACGAUUCUUUGGCAGAGGUCCUUUCACCUAAGGAAGAAUCGGCCGAUAUUCCAAAGUUUUCGGGUGAAACACCAACAUCAAAAAAUACUGGUCACGAUAUAGAGCAUGGAAGCUGGCACCAGACUAGCCGUACUUGGAAAGCCUAUCUAUUUCCUCCUGCGCCGAAUGUGAAAGGAACUGGUACCAAGCAGUACUUCAAACUUUUGUUUCACAAUAUGAAAGUUUUCGCAUUACCAGCGGUCUGGUAUUCUGGCUUACAAUGGGGCGCACAAGAUGCCUGGUUGACAUUCUAUAUGACUAUUGAAGAAGACAACUGGGUUGAAUCUCCCUGGAACUACUCACAGGUAUCGGCUGCUCUGAUGAACGUCCCGACCCUCAUUGGCGCCAUAAUUGGAUGUCUGUAUGGAGGUUAUUUCUCCGACAUUUUUGUCCACUGGAUGGCAAAAAGAAACAAUGGAACCUACGAGGCUGAGCAUCGUUUAUGGCUGGUACUUCCAGCAGGAGUCGUCAGCCCAAUCGGACUUUUAAUUCUCGGAUUAGGUACAGAUCAGGGAUGGAAGUGGACAUGGCCUUACAUUGGUCUUGGGAUGAUCGGCUUCGGGUGGGGCUGUGCCGGAGAUCUCUCCAUGGCUUACUUGGAGGACGCCUAUCCGGAGAUUAUUCUCGAAGGCAUGGUCGGGGUCUCCGUCAUCAAUAACACUCUUGGGUGUAUUUUCUCAUUUGUUUGUCAAUCAUGGCUUGAUGUUCAAAGCGUUACUCACGUGUUUGUUGAGAUAUGCAUCAUCAGCUUCGUCAUUAUGGUGAUGACUACAGUCUUGAUGCUUUAUUGGGGCAAAAGAAUGAGGAAAUCCACGGAGAAUCGCUACAGAAACUUUUUGGUGGUUCGUGAUGCCAUAUUAUAG